CUUCUAUAGCAAGCUACUCCGAGUAAAUGAACUCAACAAGAAAAACCUCUCCUUCUCAUUAAUGGGGAAAGCAGAGGCGAGAGAGCCAAGGCCCAAAACGAUGAGAAAUCAGGAAAUGCCGGCAACAGCGAAACAUCCGAGGUUCAUCGGCGUCGGGGGCAAAAGAGAAGGAGAGGAGACACCUUUUCUGCCUCCCCGACUUCCCAUCGGCCAUUCAACCCUCAGGCGCCUGAGAUUUCCGGAGUCAAGCAUAUUGGAUUCUAAUUAGUUUAUUCUUUCUUUCAAAUCGUUGCCACAAUGCCCGCUGCCAACCGUCAACUGAUCUACGCCAAUACGCCCUCGCCGGCGAUUGACCCUUCGCUCGACAACGGCACCUUCAAGCUGAACACGACCCCCAUCCCCGACAAUGUCCCCGACGACAAGGUGCUGGUGCGCGUGCACUACCUCUCCCUCGACCCGGCCAUGCGCCAGUGGCUGACGGCCAAACGGUCGUACAUUGCGCCCGUCGAGCGCGGCCAGAUCAUGCGCGGGCAGAGCAUCGCGCAGGUGCUGCGCGUCGGCGCCGGGCUGCAGUCCAAAUACCAGGCCGGCGACUGGGUGGUGGCCUACUCGGGCUGGCAGGAGUACGCGCUGCUGGGGGCCAAGGAGGCGCAGAAAGUCACCGUGCCGGCGGGGUGCCAGCCCACCGACGCCAUGUCGGUGCUCGGCAUCACCGGGCUGACGGCCUACUUCGGGAUGAUGGAUGUCGCGAAGCCCAAGGCGGGCGAGACGGUGGUGAUUUCGGGCGCCGCCGGUGCGACGGGCAUGGUGGCCGGGCAGAUUGCGCGGGUGCAGGGCGCGAAGCGAGUGGUCGGGCUGGCCGGCAGUGCGGACAAGUGUGAAUUCCUCCGCAGGGAGCUGGGCUUCGAUGCGGCUAUCAACUACAAGGACGCGGACUGGAAGAAGCAGCUGAAGGAGGCGACGCCCGAGUACAUCGACGUGUUCUUUGACAAUGUCGGAGGCGAGAUCCUCGACGCCUGUCUGGCUCGCGCGGCGAAAGACGCUCGAUUCGCCAUCUGCGGUGCGAUCAGUCAGUAUAACGCGGCGAAGCCGCAAGGACCGGCCAGCUUCAUGACAGUCAUUUCGCAACGUGUGAUGAUGAAGGGCUUUAUUGUCUUGGACUACACGAAGCAAUACCCGGCUGCACUGAAGGACCUUGCCACGUGGUUGACUCAGGGCAAGAUCAAGCGCAAGGAGCACAUUGUCCCCGGCGGACUGGAGUCGGCGCCAAAGAGUCUUGUGGAUCUAUACGAGGGCAUCAACACGGGCAAGAUGAUGGUCGAGGUGGCGCCGGUGAGCGAGGCGAUUGCAGUCAAGGCGAAAUUGUAGACGGCAGGUCCGAUACGAUAUGUCUGGCUUGGAAUUGCUUUCGUUGUGCUUGUUGAUUCGCAAUUGAUUGUUUAUAUAUAAAUACAUGGGUUGCAGGGGUUUAAAUACCAUAUGGC
This is a messenger RNA of Aspergillus steynii IBT 23096, 1484 nucleotides long. RefSeq names its product NADP-dependent oxidoreductase. The coding region runs from base 298 to 1368 and encodes 356 amino acids. Gene Ontology annotation, molecular function: oxidoreductase activity, acting on the CH-CH group of donors, NAD or NADP as acceptor. The record is from RefSeq and is a predicted model, not a curated record. The transcript has 2 exons. NCBI's taxonomy places the organism in Eukaryota, Fungi, Ascomycota, Eurotiomycetes, Eurotiales, Aspergillaceae.